AUGCCCACUGUAUUCCAAAUGACCAAGAACUUUCUCAAGAACAAUAAGUCUAAGAAACAUCAUUACGAGCAGAAUAUCAUUAACUCAUUCCACUCAAGCGUCGAACCAACCAAACCAUCGGCCGCUAAGAAGUCGAGUAAAAAGAAAGUCAAUAAUAGUAUGAAUCAAACCGAAGGAACGAAUGACAAGAAAAAGGCGGAGAAGAAGAGUGAAGUGUCCAACAGUUCGCUUCAGAUUCAGACCUGUGGUCCGUCCGGUGCUAACGAACAAAGACUUCCGCUGUUCUUCGCAGUGCGUAGAGUCGAGGAGAAGAUAUUCAUCAGUAAGUCAUGGGAACAGUUCGACGACAACAUCUCCUGGGGUCCAAUCGAAGAGCAAGAGGUUAUGUCGAAGGACUCGUCUAAUGGUAUGACAAACUCAUGUAAAUCCGAUGCAUUAAGCGCUAAAAAGCAGACAAAUUUCAAGUCAAAUAAGUGUGAAGUAGUGUCUCAUAAAGUUAGAAAAGGGAACUCCGGUGCCGGUGCUGCCAGUGGCACAGUUAGCUCGCAAGUGGUGCACUCAAGUGCUGAUAAGCGCAAUGCAAACCUGUGUGACGACUCCUCCCCACAACAGAUGAGUUUAUGGCCCAUAAGAGGCACUGCAUUAUCCGCUCCUCAUAACAGUAUAGCAAUCAGUGAUAGACUGACUAACUAUUCAAACGGUACGCCUAUAGUAAGCACAUCACUGUUCGCGCAAAACUCUAUCGAUGAGACAAUAGAGCUGUGUAUCAGAAAGUAUUCACAAGACUUCAGUGAUCACAGCAGUGAACAAGUGAGUGGUAAACGCAGAAAACACGACAAUCCAUGUGUCGAUAACAAUGCGACCAUCGCUUCCCAUUUAGACCAAUCGGGCCAUUGUUUACCCAUUUGUUCAACAAGUACUUGUGAUAUCAAUAAAGACGUUAUGAGAUCCAGGAGUAGCUGUAAAGCCAGAGAUAAGACUACUUCCGCACAAAGACAGACAUCUCGACGUUCAUCGAGUGCUAAGAAGCCGACAAAUGAGACGUCGAGACAAAGUGCGAGUAAUACGAGUCAUACGACAAAGUCUGCAAAGACUUCACGAGAUCUCAAGUCAACGACCAGUGAUAAGAGCGCUAACUGUAAACCACAUGACAAACAAUGCACACAAACUCUGGAGGAGAGUGUAACCAACGGCACAGAAGUGCGCUCUCAGACCACCAAACGUAAGCGACCCGUCAAUAAGACCGGGUUUACGAAACCCCGCAAACGGGUCCGCACUUCCGCUCAACCCUCACCACCAAAUCCAGUCAAACCCACGCAAACUGUCGCUGCUGUCAAUGGCAAACGACAUCACGUGGUGGCCGCCAACCACUCCAACUCUGUGUGUCAUAAGAGAACUGUUGUCUCGAGUGACAAAAAUGUCAAUUCUAGUCAUCCAAGCAGUAGGUGUCGAGCCAUUCAAGACAAUCACAAGUCGGCCGUCAAUAAGAAUAAUACAAUUAACAGUAAAAACCGAAAUGUUAAACAAAACCCUUCCCUACCAGUGGUUAACGACAAAGUGUCCACUAGUUUGGCGGCCAAUAAAAGGUCUAAUGGUGUAAAAAAAUUAGACAAAAUUCAAAGCAUUCCUCCGCCCAAAAAGCCGCCAAACGUUAAGAAGUGUAUUAAACACGAGCGCCGACUCUCUAAAGCCAGUAUAGACUCCGUGUCCUCUUCAGAGGCCUACCUCAGCGAACAAAGCUGUGUAUCCGAUGCACCCGUUUAUAUGGUUACCGAGCCCUCAGUCAAGUCAAAGGUGAACAACAAAAAGAUUUAUCGCAUAAAGAGUUUUCAGCGGAAUAUUCCGUAUAAGAAGUAUUUAAAGUCCGGUAACUAUUCCGAAGACUCUAAAACCGAUAAGUCUUUAGUAAACAACGACUCAAAUGACGGCCAAAAGAUUGAGAAGACAUCGGCCGACGAAGACAUGGAAAUUGUGGUGAAAGACGAGCCAAAAGCGGUUCAGAAAUUGAUUCAAUUACCGGUUUUGGACUACGAUUUCUUGGAGGACUUUGUGUUGCCGUUUGAUCUCUGGUAUCAGUUCGACAAAAACCAAUCAUCGAAUCUGAAGAAUCCGGCGAACUAUAAACGGAUUAAAAACAAUGUCUUCUGUGAUGUGAAGCCAUUGACUGGCGAAUCGGUGCCCGUCUGCUCGUGCGAGAAGCCCUCGCCCUCGGAUGACAAUAAAGUGAGUUGUGGUAUGGAUUGCCUAAAUCGGCUCAUGUAUCAGGAAUGCUCGCCUCAGUUGUGUCCCACAGAAGAGUACUGUCAGAACCAGAGGAUACAGAAACACGACUGGAGUCCCGGCUUAGAGAGGUUUAUGACUGGCGACAGGGGUUGGGGUAUUAGAACCACCGAACAGAUAAAAAACGGAGAGUUUAUUCUGGAAUACAUCGGGGAAGUAGUGAGUGAAGCGAGAUUUAAGGACCGAAUGGCCAAACUAUACCAAAACGAUUUGCAUCACUACUGCCUGAACAUCGACUCCGGUAUUGUGAUCGACGGCUACCGUAUGGCAGAUGAGGGACGGUUUGUGAACCACAGCUGCGAACCCAACUGCGAAAUGCAGAAGUGGUCCGUCAAUGGUCUCUACAGAAUCGGCUUAUUUGCCAAACGAAAUAUUCUGCCCAACGAAGAGCUGUCGUAUGACUACAACUUCCAGAACUUCAACGUCGCCACACAACAGGUCUGCAGAUGUGGAAGUGCUAAAUGUCGCGGUUAUAUCGGCGGCAGAUCUCAAAGAGUCAACUCUUCCGGCAGUAAAGACAAGACGGAAAAGAAUGAGACGAAAAAUAAAGACAUAUCUGUCACUAAACAGUCGGAGGAAAGUCAUCGCAAUCGACGCAAAGAUAUGCACCAAACGAAGAGCGGUUCCAACUCUACGUCUAAUAAUAACAACAAACAGAGUCUAUGGAAACCAAAUCUUUUGCAUCCAAUGAAACUGUUGUCUCAUCAGUCGAGUUGUUAUAUUCUAAGACAUCGCUGUUUUCUACUCAGAAAUUAUGAGAAAUUGCGGCGUUUGAGGAAUAAGAGGAUGGGUUUGGAUGAGAGGGAACGCAAACUCAGCUCAAAAGACGAGGACUUCGUUAAAGGAAAAGAGUUUAAAAGCAGUAAUGACUCGCUUAUGAAUACAUUAAUGACUUUAAAUUCUUCGCGUUCUGUGAGGACAAGAGGUUUAGCCAAAGCUGAGAGCAAUGAAGAGUUGACCAGAACUGCAAAAUUGGCUCAAAUUUUUACAGAUGUUUGCGAUCUUAUGAUUAAAAAGCAAAAUGAAAUGAAUCUAAAUGUGGAUAUUUUGGAGGCAAACAAAUCUGAAUUGAAGUCAUCGUCAAAUACAUCGACUAAUAAACAGAAAUCAAACGUUUUGUCCAAAUGUUUAGAUCUGUCGGAGAUUCAGUCUCAGAUAAAGUGCGGUUUCUUUAAAAGUGUCGACACUUUUGAGUCCGAAUUCAUGAAAACAUUCAAUUCUUUAACGAGUGGUGAAAACAACGAGAAUAUGAACGACAAUGAAAUGGAUUCAGUGAAUGGUCUGAAAUCGGAAUUCUAUAAAAUAAUAUCAGAAAAGAAACCAUUCAUUGAAGAUAUCAUGUCAUCGGCUGAUAGUUCGAGUGUUUCGGAGCAGAACUCACAAGAUAUGCCUUCAGUGGCCGCCAUUUCCAAGAGUGACUCAUUAGUGUUGGCUUCAGACUCGGCCAACAAAUCAGUCCCUAAUUCUAAUCCAUUAGUGUUUGCGAAUCCAAAUGCUGUCCAACAGAACAAUGCGAGCGACGAUAAGAAGCCAUUGAUUUCACUGAAAACUGUGGUCUCUGAAGAGGAGGAGGAGGAAGUGAUUCGUUGUAUUUGUGGUAUACUUCGCGACGAGGGAAAGAUGAUUCAGUGCGACAAAUGUGAAAUAUGGCAACACUGCGAGUGUGUUGGAGUGAAAGACUCGAUUGACUCGUAUUUCUGUGAAGUCUGUGAGCCCCGGGCCGUACCAACGGAAAUACCGUUACCUCAGAGUCAAGAGCAUGUGACCAACAACGGGAAAACGGAUUAUAUGUAUUACCUGACACUCAUGUGUAAUGGUCUGCACAUCAAGACCGGCGACUGUGUCUACAUUUACCGCACCAAAGAAGAGGACAAACACACGAAUCGCAAGACAUCGCCCAUCAAAGCCUUGCGCGGAGACAGUAAAACAGAUUAUAUAAUAUUUCGCGUUCAGAAUCUGGCCAUUAAAGAGAGCGGCAAGAAGUUACUCUAUGGUCACCACUACCUGCGCCCGAGUGAGACAUAUCACGAGCCCUCCAGAAAGUUCUACGACAAUGAAGUGCUUAAGUCGCCGCUCACUGAGUGGGUUCCCAUCGAAGAAGUCAAAGGCAUUUGUUGUGUUCUCGACGCCAGUACUUACGUUAAGGGACGGCCCAAAGGCUUUCAAGAAGAGGACGUCUAUAUCUGUGAAUAUCGAGUGGACAGACACGCGAAGUCGUUCGCUAGGAUUCCCUCGAAAUCCAUUCAAUUCGUUGUUAAUACUAAAAGCUAUGCCUUCGAUAUGUUUGAGACAAAACUCAAUAUUAAGAGAACUUAUUCGUGCUUUUAUGACCAAAAGCCACAUCGAGUGCCCGAAUCGUAUUGUAAGAGCAAAACUGUGACCAAGAAUGCGAAGACGGACUCCGAGACAAAGGCUAAGAAAGAUAUUGAAAUGAAGCAGAAGCGAAUGGCAGAUGUUCUCAAACUGAAUGACAAACUCCUGGAGCGGGCCAUCAAUCUAUUGAAGAACAACACUAACGGAGACUCGGGUUUCGACUUCUUGACGGACAAAGACGCGAGGAAUGCCGCCACCAAACCACUCACCCCUCACACCACCACUUCUGGCACGUCUUCGCCGCCACAGGAGACCAGCGAACAAGAGUUGUCACCAUCGGUGCCAUUGGUUGUAAAAGCGAGUGAAGCCAUGGGUUCAGUGGUGUCGGAACCACUGCAGCAGACUAUUGAGCCGUCGGUUGCCGUGAAUCUGAACGAAACGAGUGGUUCGCCGAAGACUCGCUCCGAUUCAAUGGGUUCUGGUUUUCUCGAGUGGAUC
Molecule: messenger RNA, 5091 nt
Organism: Oppiella nova
Lineage: Eukaryota; Metazoa; Arthropoda; Arachnida; Sarcoptiformes; Oppiidae
Source: the annotation of a GenBank genome assembly